CGCUACAACGGUUAUACUGCGUCGGCCAUUUGUCUUUGUGAGCGUGACAGAAAAAGUUCUGUAAAAAACGAGCGAGAAUUUCAGCAAGCAAGGAAAAGCAAUCGUCUGAUUUAAACUGGAAAAAAUGGGUUCGCGCAACGAGUGCCGCAUCUACGUGGGCAACCUUCCGCCGGAUAUCCGCACAAAGGACAUCCAGGAUCUAUUCCACAAGUUCGGCAAAGUUACGUUUGUCGACCUGAAGAAUCGGCGUGGGCCGCCAUUUGCUUUUGUUGAGUUCGAAGAUGCGCGCGAUGCUGAUGAUGCGGUGAAGGCGCGCGAUGGCUACGACUACGACGGGUACCGACUGCGGGUAGAGUUCCCGCGGGGCGGUGGACCGGGCAGCUACCGAGGCGGCAACCGCAACGACCGCAGCCGGGAUGGUGGCGGACGCAUGGGCGGUCGUGGACCGCCGGCCAAGCGCUCGCAGUACCGCGUCAUGGUCACCGGGCUGCCCGCCUCCGGAUCGUGGCAGGAUCUCAAGGAUCACAUGCGUGAGGCCGGCGACGUCUGCUUCGCCGACACCUACAAGGAUGGAUCCGGCGUGGUAGAGUUCCUGCGCCACGAGGACAUGAAGUACGCUAUCAAAAAGCUUGACGACUCGCGCUUCCGUUCGCAUGAGGGCGAGGUUGCCUACAUUCGGGUGCGCGAGGAUAGCGGCGACAACGACCGCAGUGGUGGCGGAGGAGGCAGCGGAGGAGGUGGUGGCGGCAGCGGCGGUGGUGGUGGUGGUGGGGGAGGCCGCGACUACCGCGACAGAUCGCGCUCGCGCUCUUUCUCGUCAAGGCCGCGCCGUCGGGGCACACCCACUUACUCCCCAGUUCGACGUCAAUCUUAUUCCAGGUCUCGCUCACGCUCUAAUUAUUAAACACUACCAAGCAUUAUCCAUUAAUCUAUAAUAUUUCUACGAGCAGGAAACGUUAGGAAAAGCAAGCUAAAUUAAGAAACCACAUACAAUAUAUGUUCAAGACCCCCAUAUAUGCCACUUUGUAAAUUUGACUAUCCAAGCCAUCAGCGAACCAUUCAAGUUUGAUCAGUCAAGUUCCGAAUUCUCAUCGAAGACAACUAAUUUCAAACACAACUUGCUUUUCCAAAUGUAUAACACGUUCUGAGAAGCAGAGAAGUUCUCUUAAAUUACAAUUCGCAGGGCAUAAUUUGACAAAAACAGUUCGAAAAUGGCAAUUGUAAACCAGGGAAUUUUAUAGGCUGCAACCCUUGACCAUUCCUUGAUUUGCUUUUGUUUUAUUUUGAGCCUUUGCUCUGCCCCUGAACACAAAAUUUAUAAUAUAAACUCAAUUUUGGCUGCAUAUUUACCAAGCAUUAUUUAUUAGAAUCUACCUUAACGAAAACAAGAAACAUCGAUACAGAAUAAAUAUGUCUAUAAUGAGAGAAACAGAAA
Messenger RNA from Drosophila rhopaloa, 1435 nucleotides. RefSeq names its product serine/arginine-rich splicing factor 1B (gene SF2). Gene Ontology annotation, cellular component: ribonucleoprotein complex; cytoplasm; nucleus. The transcript is spliced from 4 exons. The record is from RefSeq and is a predicted model, not a curated record. Gene Ontology annotation, molecular function: mRNA binding. The coding region runs from base 125 to 904 and encodes 259 amino acids. Lineage: Eukaryota; Metazoa; Arthropoda; Insecta; Diptera; Drosophilidae.